Messenger RNA from Gossypium arboreum, 2331 nucleotides. RefSeq names its product DUF21 domain-containing protein At2g14520-like. The record is from RefSeq and is a predicted model, not a curated record. Gene Ontology annotation, cellular component: intracellular membrane-bounded organelle. NCBI's taxonomy places the organism in Eukaryota, Viridiplantae, Streptophyta, Magnoliopsida, Malvales, Malvaceae. The transcript has 11 exons. Gene Ontology annotation, biological process: magnesium ion homeostasis. Bases 185 to 1456 code for a protein of 423 amino acids.
UCCUUUCUUCUUCUUAUUACUUUUGUCAAUCUUCUCUCCUUCCUCCCAUUUUCUAAUAAGACACACACCUCUUCACAUAUAACAUGCUUUUAGCAAUGGAAUAUUCAUCCUUUUCCUAACUACCGCUCUACGACUUCAUUUUGAAUUUUAUUUCUGUUUGGAGACAAGCAGAUAAAAUUCAACAAUGGCGGUGGAGGUAAGAUGUUGCGGAACCGAUUUCAUUAUUCACAUACUCAUAAUACUAUUGUUGGUGUUGUUCGCUGGGAUGAUGUCCGGCCUUACUUUAGGCCUUAUGUCCUUGAGUCUUGUUGAUCUUGAGGUUCUUGCCAAGUCUGGUACUCCCACUCAUCGUAAACAUGCCGCAAAGAUAUUGCCGGUUGUCAAAAACCAGCAUUUGUUGCUUUGUACGCUACUUCUAUGCAAUGCCGCUGCAAUGGAGGCACUUCCCAUUUUCCUUGAUGGUCUGGUCACAGCAUGGGGUGCUAUCCUAAUUUCGGUUACCUUGAUUCUUGUGUUUGGUGAGAUAAUACCGCAAGCUGUUUGUUCUCGAUACGGUUUGGCAAUUGGUGCAACAGUGGCUCCUAUUGUUCAAGUUCUUGUUUGGAUCUGUUUUCCUGUUGCCUACCCAAUAAGCAAGCUGUUGGACUUUCUUCUAGGCCAUAGACAUGUUGCACUUUUCCGGAGAGCUGAGUUGAAAACACUAGUAAAUUUGCAUGGCAAUGAGGCCGGAAAAGGUGGAGAACUGACGCAUGAUGAGACAACAAUUAUUGCUGGAGCACUUGAGCUUACUGAGAAAACUGCUAAAGAUGCCAUGACGCCCAUAUCUGAAACAUUUGCAAUUGAUAUUAAUGCCAAGUUAGACAGGGAAUUAAUGAGUUUAGUUUUGGAGAAAGGGCAUAGCAGAGUACCAGUUUAUUAUGAGCAGCCUACAAACAUUAUUGGAGUCAUUUUGGUCAAGAAUUUAUUGACAAUCCACCCUGAAGAUGAAGUGCCUGUGAAAAGGGUUACUAUACGAAGGAUUCCAAGGAUUCAAGAGGCGUUGCCAUUAUAUGAUAUAUUAAAUGAAUUUCAAAAGGGUCAUAGCCACAUGGCCGUUAUUGUAAGACGAUGUGACAAGACAGAGCAGUCGCCAUCUACUAACUCUGCCAAGGGUCCCUUGCCGGAAGUGAAAGUCGACAUUGAUGGCGAAAAACAUCCUCGAGAGAGUGCUUUAAGACGAAAGCAUUCAUUUAAGAAAUGGAAGAGCCUUCCCGUCACUAGUAAUUCUUUUAAAAGUGGUUCUCGGAGCAGGAAGUGGACAAAAGGUUUGAAUUCAGACAUCCUACAUCUAAAUGGCAAUCCACUCCCAACACACUCUGAAGAAGAGGCUGUUGGCAUAAUAACAAUGGAAGAUGUCAUUGAAGAGCUUUUACAGGAAGAGAUCUUUGACGAGACAGAUCAUCAUUACGACGACUGAUGACCAUGUCAGACGUCUGGAUCAGUGGUGGUAUAAAAUGAGAUGAAAGAAGGAAAAGCUCAAUAUAGGCUUAUGAUGAAUCAGCACCAUGGGACAAGAAAUAAGAAACUAGUAGUGUACAUUAAUUGUCAAGUACUCACUUCACUUGUCAUGUUUACUUCUUUUCUGAUCUGUCCUCUUAUUUUUCCUAUUUCUAGCUUUUUCUUCAGAUUUGUGCUUCCUACUGUGCCUUUUAUUUGAUCUCUCAGGGUGGUCCUUUUCGUUCUUUCCAUGUUCAUGGGGAUCUGAAUCAGAAGAAGAUUCAUCAGACUUCAGGGAAGAAGGCUUUUCAGGACCCAACUUGACACGAUCAUCCAUUCCAGUUCAGCUUGUUGACGGCUUCGCUAGGGACGCGGAAUUUGUAGGUAGAUAAGGUCUAGUUUCAUCCAUCCUAGAACCUAUAGAACCUCGACUGCACUUCGCCCUGUCAUCCUAAAAUCGGUUUAACCAUUGAACUUUUUACUGAUAAAAAUCUAAAUCAACAUAUAUAGCCUACGUGAGGGGUGACUUCACAUGCAAAGAGACUCAUCAUGUGAAUCCACUAAUUCUCCCCCAACAUAACAACUUUUUGUAUAAAUGUGGUACAAACCUUGACUAAAGAAAUUCAUCGAUCUCAUUGUCUCUUAGACCUUCAUGUUCCCUUGAAUAACUACCCUCUGCUACUGCUUUGCUUGAUGAGCAUGAAGAACUAACAUUGCUCUCAUGCCUCCUAUUUCUGCUUCUAUAAGGGAUGCUAAUAUCCACAUCAGUUCUGCUAUUCCCACUAUGGUCAUUUGAUCUUGACUUUAGCCUAUCAUUUAGUUCCAUCUCCUUUUGUCGAACUCGCCACAUCUCAU